Messenger RNA from Boleophthalmus pectinirostris (great blue-spotted mudskipper), 3816 nucleotides. It is a transcript of the gene blnk, whose product is annotated as B cell linker. The record is from RefSeq and is a predicted model, not a curated record. The transcript has 24 exons. Gene Ontology annotation, biological process: intracellular signal transduction; cell surface receptor protein tyrosine kinase signaling pathway. Bases 300 to 1847 code for a protein of 515 amino acids. NCBI's taxonomy places the organism in Eukaryota, Metazoa, Chordata, Actinopteri, Gobiiformes, Gobiidae.
GAUCACGUUUCAACAUUUCAACAAAAGGACGGCGUAGGAUGUGGGCUAACGUUUCCGACACUGGGCUGCAUUUUGCUUUCGCUAGACUUAAAAAACGGACUUGGUCAAACUGUGUGUGGAAUUUGGACUAAGAUUUGGAUCUGAUCUUAGAGAAAUUCGACUUUCACGCUUGUUUCUUGAUCAUUGUUUUGUAUUGGAGUAUUUAGGAACUUCAAUCUUGGGUCUUGGGAUUUUUUAUCUUGGAUCUUAGGCGCAAGAUCUUGGAUUUGGACCGGAUUUAGACUCAGUUCGGGGCCAGGAUGAACUUGCCGACGCGAGAGGAGGUGGAGGGCUGGGAUCAGGGACACGUGGCUGCUUUCAUGCACCAGAUGAAAAUGUACGAAUGUGCCGGCACGGUCAACAGAUUUCAAAUCAACGGACACCGAUUUUUGAACAUGACAGAAAAUGACCUGAGGAAGUUCAGCCCCAUUCUUCAGCCGCAGCUUCAGAAAAUUGUCCAGGACAUAAAGAAGAAUGACGGCAGCAUAUUGGACAAACUAAGAAGAUUCAAGAAUAAAUCUGUGCCCAGACUCCCAGCAAGAGACUACAGAGGUGAAGACAGAGAGGACAGUGAAGAUUCUGACCCUGAAUAUGACAAUGAGACGUACGAAGCUCCAGGAGUGGACGACAGCUACGAGCCUCCUCCCUCUCACCAGCAGCGGGUGUUCAGCUCCGGACCUUUGCCGCGGGGGGAGUACGUCGACAGCUGCCGAGGCCCACCGAACCGUCCCCUGAAGAAGCCCCACCACGCGGGGAGAGCGGGCAAACGGCUGCCCCUUCCACCCAGACCCAACCACCAGGACAACGACGAGGAGGAUUACAUAAGCCCAGACGGCAGCAAUGACGACGACAACUACAUCGAACCAGAAGAGCAUCCACCUCAACGAGGCAGAGCAGUGAGGAAUCUACCUAAAGUCCCUGAACAUCGCCCCUCGAGUCCUGACUGUUACGAAGUCCCAGACACUGAGAUGAAACCGCAGCUGAAACCCCAAGUGAAACCCCCGCCUCCAGUUUUAAACAGGCUGUGUCCGGUUCCCUCACAAACACAUUCUUUACCUCCAACACCAAGCCCAAGGCUACCUCCAAGAUCUCCUACUCCUGAGCCGACAGGAGACGACGAAUACGAAGUGUGUGAUGCAAAUGACAAGUGCAGCGGCGAUAAACCCAAAGAAUCCCGCCCUCUUCCUCAUCCCAAACCCCGGCCCAGACAGAGGUCACCCAAGCCGCCCAUAAAACCUAAAUUACCCGCCAAACCAUCAUUCCGAGAGUUUGACAGUAACACAAACCGGACUUUGCCUGCGACACCAAGUGAAGCUGUUACUCCUCCUUCAAAAACCUUCUCCCUGGACAUGAAACGACCAAAGCUUCCUGUUCCACACUUCAUGUCCCACAAACAAACUGACCAAAAACUGCCUGAUGCUCCAGACAGCGGCUCUGCGGAGGAAGAUAAGGAGGCGGAGCUGCAGUCUAAGCCGUGGUUUGCUGAUUCUUGUGAUCGAAGGACGGCUGACGACGUCCUGGUCCAGUCCAAUCAGGACGGAGCGUUUUUGGUGAGAAAGAGUUCGGGUCAUGACGCCCAGCAGCCCUACACUUUAGUGGUGCUUUAUAACGGAAGAGUCUACAACAUCCCCAUCCGAUUCUUACCCAGCAGUCAGCAGUUCGCCCUGGGCCGGGAGAAGAAGGGAGAGGAGUAUUUCAGCAGCCUGACCCACAUCAUCGAGCACCAUCAGAGGACUCCACUGGUUCUGAUCGACAGUCAGAGCAACAACAAAGACGCCACUCGACUCUGCGUCCCCGUCAAACCGUAGACACAGGACGCGGGGGCAAAUAUGUCUGUGUAAUAACAAAUAUGUGUAAUAACGCUGGUUUUGCAAGAGUUAAAGGUUGUAUGGAGGAUUUUUUUUUAGUUUCAAACUGUCAGUGAAAGAUUAAAAUACCAUUACAGCUUUGUAAUUAUGAUGACCAAAAAAAAAAGAACGAAAAUCUAUCAACUGUGGACGUGUUGAGGCCAGAUAAACAUCAGCCAAUAGAAAACGAGGCUCCCUCAUUUUCUAUUGGCUGUUAGGUUCGUCAAUCAAACUCUCUAGUAUAACUGACUCGUCGGAGCGCGGGGAUUACGUGGUUUACGCAGCGGUUCUUAGAGGCAUUUUUGAACUGUCGCUUCCUCGCAUUUCGCACAAAGUUUGUCGCGACGGCGGACGAGAAUCCACGACCGGUUCGCCGCAAAAGAAAGUCGGUUUUUGAGGUCGCUGAAAGAAGAAGAGAAGAGGAAAAGGAGCAAAGACAAACUGAGGUGAUUCUUGGAGAUCUCGUCCAGCGAUGGCGCGACCGAUGCAGACGAAGGGUCUAAAAACUGACGCGUCGGUCGCUGAAUUACUUCUAGACAGGAAACUUCAACAGUAAUUCUGAAUGUGCACAAGGACUGUCGCUGUAUUUCUCUUCCCUUAAAAAAAUCCUCUAUACAACCUUUAACGUGAUAGUCUUUUCUUUGUUUUGGAUGGUUCUCAACUGGUUUUCUUUAAUAACUGAUAUUAACUGUGUUUCUGAAGUUACGUAAUAGUAUAAACUCUAUUCAUGUUACGUCACAAACCAGGGAGACGUUUGGAAAAAUGCCAUGACGACUUCCGGUCUAGUUCCCGACACUGGACUGCGAUAAAACCCGUUGAAAUAAAUGUGAUUCACUGGGCCAUUUUCUCAUUUUUCUAAGAUUUUGUCAGACUUACCACAAAGUUUACAAAGUUUUAUAAGUCAUCCACGCAUGUUUGAGUAAUCUAGCGAUCUCUCCCGCGUCCUAUUUGAACCCUUCUCACGGUUAGCUCUAAGAUUUGACCACAAGCCGACGUCACCCACGCUCCCGCACGACAAUUCUCAAAAAAUAUACAAAAACAUGAUACAAAACUGCGCACGAACGACUUCACAAACCUGAUUCGAUGUGCAGUAGUUUCAUUAGUACAGUAGUCAAAACAAUAAAAACAAUUAAAUGGUAUUUGUUAGCAGUAAAGUACCCCUCAAGUAUCGUCCAGUCGCUCCGGAGUCGUGUGUCAGUGGGGAAAUGGUCGUAAUUGUUGAUUGGCCGAACAUGGAACGCUACAAUGACAUGGAGAUGAAGAAAACUGGGACAUUUUCUCAUUUUUCCUACAUUUUGUCAGACUUACUACAGCGAACAGAGCCCGCCGGAAGUCGUCAUCACAUUUACAAACGUCUUCCUGGUUUGUGACGUAAGAGCCUGAAUAGAGCCAAAGUUGCAUAAAGGAUGAAUGUUAUAAUGUAUUUGACAAAAUGUUAUAAUGUAUUUGUGUAAAUCUUAUGAUAUAAAGCAAACAGACAGUAGGAAUGGUUACAAAUGCGUAUUUAAAGUUGCUUUGUGUAAAUUUUCUGGUGAAGGGUCGUCAAAACUAUUGAAAAUCAGAUACUAAACCUUGUAUAUCAAAGGUAGAUACUCAUUUGAACAGGUAUUGAUACUAAAAGUCACAUUCGUAGAACAAAACUGACUCUUACAUGAACAGUUUUAGAUGAUCUUGAGCUGUGUCAGAACAAGUAUAAGAGCAAAUAGACUAAUACACCCAUGGACCAACAUGGAACCUACUGAGGGAUACACAGAUAUAAAACCACAUGGGAAUAGUAAAGAAGUACUGGGAUUUAACGCUGAAAUCCACAUUGUCUAAAUCUGACCUGAGCAUUGUCCAGUUCCCAGGCCACAUACAGAACUUUCGCUGACUCUGACCGGCCCGUUUAAGUUCAUUUGAAUUACAAAAUAAACAUAUUUUAAUUCAUUAA